Molecule: messenger RNA, 2299 nt
Organism: Salvia miltiorrhiza (redroot sage)
Lineage: Eukaryota; Viridiplantae; Streptophyta; Magnoliopsida; Lamiales; Lamiaceae
Exons: 8
Coding region: 478-2160 (560 amino acids)
Biological process (GO): transmembrane transport; metal ion transport
Cellular component (GO): membrane
Molecular function (GO): metal ion transmembrane transporter activity
Source: RefSeq, a predicted model, not a curated record
UUGUUCGAUUUGAUCCUGAUUAUUGUUCCAGGAACAAAAAUCGAACCGGCCAAAUUUGAAUUUUGAAAAAAAGGAUUUAAAAAUCGAUUCAAAUUGAAUGGAAUUUGAUGAAUUGUUGUUUUUUAAAGGUAAAAUUAACAUAAAUAAAUUUGAUCCGACGGUUUAUACCAAAUAAAGAAAUUUUAGUUAAAUGAGAUGACACGUGGCCCUCUUUUGCAUAACUUUACCACUCUUGGAACUCUCUCUCGCUUCACGUGUUGAAGCAAAUCCUAGCGUGACUGAACUCGCCGAGGCGCCGACUGUUCUCGGCAACCCUCACUUUUCUCUCCGCCGAUAAAGCUUCCGUGAUCUCGUUUCUGGAUGGUUUUUCUCCGUUAGAUGUAAUCGAGCGGACGUAAAUUUGUGCAUAUUUAUGCGUAUAGGGGAAUUAUUAGGUAGGAGCGUUUGAGAGCCUCAUAAACUGUAAGUUUGGAUCGCAUGAGUGCAAUGAAUGAGGAUCAAAAUGGUAAAACAAAGACGGUAGAAAAUCAUAGAGUUCACAGCAGUAAGGAUGUCAUGUCUGGGAAUCAAUUAUGGACUGAUGGACUUAUUUGCGCUUUUGAGUUCAUCCGACCGGCUAAAAGACCGGUCGCCCCGAAAUCCACUUCAAGUAUCAAACCAUCUCGUAGAUUAGAUGAUUUUAGUGUGAAGGGCCAAAUGCACUAUGAUGGACGAACAGAGUCGAAACCCCAGAUUUCUCUUCUGGAAUCUGAGCCCCUUCUUGAACUGGAGGGUCAAACAGCUGGCUCUUCUAACUUGGAUGGCCAGAAAUCUCAAUCAGGCAGAGUGCAUACCGAUGAAAGGUGUGAAAGGAGUUGUUGGGUUCCGAUUGGAUGGGCUAGGAUUUCAGAACUCGUCCGAACAGUCCAAGCUGAUGCAGAAUGGGCCACUCAACAUUUUGAAUUUGUGGAUGGUGAGGAUGACAUUACUGUUGCUGACUUAGCUGCUCCAUACUGGGAAAGGCCGGUUGGGCCUACGUGGUGGUGCCACCUUUCUGCCGGCCAUCCUAAUAUCGAAGCGUGGCUUAACACCGCCCAGUGGUUGCACCCUGCCAUUAGAACUGCUUUGAGAGAUGAGAGCAGAUUGAUAAGCGAACGAAUGAAACACCUCUUGUAUGAGGUACCUGUAAGGGUUGCUGGAGGUUUACUGUUUGAGCUUUUGGGACAGUCUGCUGGUGAUCCCUUUGUUGAAGAAGAUGACAUUCCUGUUGUUCUUCGUUCAUGGCAAGCUCAGUACUACCUUGUCACUGUUCUACAUGUUAAAGGAUCUGCUUCGAGAAUUAAUGUGUUGGGCAUUACAGAAGUUCAGGAACUUCUUCUUGGUGGUGGUUAUAAUACUCCAAGGACAGCACAUGAAAUUAUAGCAAGUUUAGCUAGCCGCCUAGCACGGUGGGAUGACAGGCUAUUCCGGAAGUCCAUUUUUGGGGCAGCAGAUGAAGUGGAACUGAAGUUCGUGAAUAGGAGAACCCGUGAAGAUUUAAAUCUCCUUGGGGCGAUACUCAACCAAGAAAUAAGAAGGUUAUCAAGACAGGUUAUUAGAGUGAAAUGGUCUCUCCAUGCAAGAGAAGAGAUAGUUUUUGAACUCCUCCAGCAUUUGAGGGGAAAUUUGACAAGAAGUCUGCUGGAAGGGAUAAGAAAGAGUACUAGGGAAAUGAUUGAAGAGCAAGAAGCAGUUCGUGGCCGCCUGUUUACCAUCCAAGAUGUCAUGCAAAGCACACUCCGCGCAUGGUUGCAGGAUAGGAGCCUUACGGUCACUCACAAUCUAGCAGUUUUCGGAGGAUGCGGCCUUGUUCUCUCCAUCAUCACCGGGUUGUUUGGGAUCAAUGUGGACGGGAUCCCGGGUGCAGAAGGCACACCGUACGCAUUUGCUCUAUUUGCAGGACUCCUCUUCUUCAUAGGCGCAGUGCUAAUCGCAGUCGGGUUGAUCUACCUCGGGUUAAAGAAACCCAUAAGAGAAGAGGACGUUGAAGUGAGGAAGUUGGAAUUGGAGCAUUUAGUGAAGGCGUUCCAGCAUGAGGCAGAGACACAUGCCCAAGUCCAUAACCCUGUCUCUCGGCAUAAUUUGCCCCCAACAGCUGGAGAUAAGUUCCAAUACGAUGCGGACUACGUUCUUAUCACCUAACGUACCAACCACAUGUAAUUCGACACUAACAAAUCCAACUAUCGUUGAAGAAUAUUUGCUCUAUUUACGUUUUUUGUAUAACAUUUCGACUUAGAGGUGAACGGAAACAAAUCAGAUCAAUUCACACAUCGUUUGUAAA